Gossypium arboreum is the source of this 501-nucleotide messenger RNA. RefSeq lists its product as uncharacterized. The transcript has a single exon. Bases 1 to 501 code for a protein of 166 amino acids. The record is from RefSeq and is a predicted model, not a curated record. NCBI's taxonomy places the organism in Eukaryota, Viridiplantae, Streptophyta, Magnoliopsida, Malvales, Malvaceae.
AUGAAUGAUAUUGGCUGCACCCCCGAGUGGAAAUUGAAGGGUGCAGUAUCUCUACUUCCCGAUGAGGCGUACCAAUGGUGGUUAUCAGUUGAGGAGGGUACUCAGCCAGAUCGGGUUAAUUGGCAAUAUUUUAAGACUACCUUCCAAAGGAAAUAUGUAAGGACGAGUUAUGUGGAUGCUCGCAGACACGAGUUCAUGAACCUCACUAAGGGGGAUAAUACUGUGGCCGAGUAUGAGGCUGAAUUUCUUAGAUUGAGCCGUUACACUGAUGGGAUGGUGGCAUCUGAGUAUGAGAAAUGUGUUCAUUUUGAAGAUGGUCUAAGAGACAGUUUGAGAGUACUGAUAGCUCAUCAAAGGGAGCAUGAGUUCGUCAUUUUGGUGGAUAAGGCAAAAAUCACCGAAGAGGUUAAGCGCAUUGAGAACCAUAAUAGAGACCGAGAGAGAGGUAAGACUAAGAGGAAUUUAGAGCGCUCUAAUUCUACUCAGAGGCCUAAGAAGUAG